Molecule: messenger RNA, 4050 nt
Organism: Erinaceus europaeus (western European hedgehog)
Lineage: Eukaryota; Metazoa; Chordata; Mammalia; Eulipotyphla; Erinaceidae
Gene: FMO5
Product: flavin containing dimethylaniline monoxygenase 5
Exons: 9
Coding region: 199-1800 (533 amino acids)
Molecular function (GO): NADP binding; flavin adenine dinucleotide binding; N,N-dimethylaniline monooxygenase activity
Source: RefSeq, a predicted model, not a curated record
AUCACCUCCUGAAAACAGCUGGAGUGCGGAGUGGUUUCCAGAGUGCUGCAGAGGGGUCUGUCAGGUUCUGCUUGGGGAGGCUGUGAGACCUGGUAGCAAAUCAAAGCUCCCAGCGCGGGUGUCCUGCAAACUUUCCUCACUUGGUGCGUAGCAGCUUCCCAAGGUUGCUUAGUCCCAGCCCGAGAAGCUCUGGAGACCAUGGCCAAGAAAAGAAUUGCUGUGAUUGGAGCAGGUGCCAGCGGACUCACUUGUAUCAAAUGCUGCCUGGAAGAAGGCUUGGAACCUGUCUGCUUCGAAAGAAGUAAUGACAUUGGAGGGCUCUGGAGAUUUCAGGAAAGUCCUGAAGAAGGAAGGGCCAGUAUUUAUAAGUCAGUGAUCAUCAAUACGUCCAAGGAGAUGAUGUGCUUCAGUGACUACCCCAUCCCAGAACACUACCCUAACUUCAUGCACAACUCCCAGGUCAUAGAGUACUUUAGGUUGUAUGCAAAAGAAUUCGGCCUUCUCAAGUACAUCCACUUAAAGACCACUGUGUGCAGUGUGAAGAAGCAACCUGAUUUCUCCACUUCGGGUCAGUGGGAGGUGGUUACGGAGUCUGAAGGGAAGAAGGAGACGACUGUCUUUGAUGGAGUCAUGGUUUGCUCUGGCCAUCACACCAAUGCUCACUUACCCUUGGAAAGUUUCCCUGGAAUUGAGAAGUUCAAAGGACAGUACUUUCAUAGCCGUGACUAUAAGAACCCGCAGCUCUUUUCUGGAAAGAGAGUCAUCAUAAUCGGCAUUGGGAAUUCUGGAGGGGAUCUGGCUGUGGAGAUUAGUCACACAGCUAAGCAGGUCUUUCUCAGCACCAGGCGAGGAUCCUGGAUCAUGAAUCGUGUAGGAGACCAUGGCUACCCAAUAGAUGUGCAGCUCUCUUCUAGAUUUAAAAAUUACAUGAAGAUGAUUUGUGGUGAAUUCAUACAAAACAUGUAUUUGGAAAGAAAGAUGAACCAAAGGUUUGACCAUGCAAUGUUUGGUCUGAAGCCUAAUCACAGAGCUAUAAGUCAGCAUCCAACAGUAAAUGAUGACCUGCCAAAUCGUAUAAUCUCUGGCUUUGUGAAGGUGAAAGGCAAUGUGAAGGCAUUCACGGAGACAGCUGCCAUAUUUGAAGAUGGUUCCAGGGAGGAUGACAUUGAUGUUGUUAUCUUUGCCACGGGCUACAGCUUUGAUUUUCCAUUUCUUGAAGAUUCUGUCAAAGUAGUAAAAAACAAGAUAUCCCUGUAUAAAAAAGUCUUCCCUCCUAAUCUAGAAAAGCCAACACUUGCAAUGAUAGGCUUGAUCCAACCCUUGGGUGCAAUCAUGCCCAUCUCAGAGCUCCAAGGACGUUGGGUCACUCAAGUAUUUAAAGGUCUAAAAACAUUACCAUCAGAAAGUGAAAUGAAAGCAGAAAUAGCUAAAACUCAAGAAGAAAUGGCAAAAAGGUAUGUGGAGAGUCAACGCCACACCAUUCAGGGAGACUACAUUGAUACCAUGGAAGAACUUGCUGAUCUGGUGGGUGUCAAGCCUAAUCUGCUAUCUCUGGCCAUCACUGACCCCAAACUAACAUUACAGUUACUAUUUGGACCUUGUACUCCAAUCCAGUACCGUCUCCAAGGCCCUGGAAAGUGGGCUGGAGCUCGAAAUGCUAUUCUAACCACAGAAAAGCGCAUCAGGAAACCUUUGAUGACAAGAGUAGUUGAAAACAAUGAUUCCACAAGUUCACCAAUAACAAUGGUCAGGCUUAUGUUGGCUGUUGUUUUGUUUGCUGCAAUUAUGAGCUAUUUCUAGCAGUCCUGCUACCAUUCAUUGCCUAGUUUUCUUGAGGAAGCAUAAUUUAAAUAAACACACAAAAUCUGACAAGAUUGACCAAGUCUUAGUCAUAAUCCUUUUUCUUCUUUUUCCUUCAAUGAAGUCCCAUAUUUUCAUUCAUAUAGACUUAACCUCCCUUCCUCUUAUGACCUAUCACUUUUUCCUUAUAGUUAAUCUCUGGACUCUAAACUUAGGUACUCUUUGAUUUAUCUGUGUGUGCUCUUAGCAGAGCUUUGACAUGUGGUAGGCACUUAUUACAUGAUUAUUAUUGUUUAAUAAGGAUAACUAGGAAACACAAAUCAAUAUCCAUAUAAGGAAUGGGUGAUUCAUUGCUUCUGAUAGGAUCUGGUUUUCUUUAAGAGCCUAAGUCUUAAAAAUAAAUUUUGAAAAAUUAAAAAAAGAGCUUAAGUCUUUUGUUUUCAUUAUUAUAACUAAAUAUUUACAAAAAGAUAAGAGAGCAAUAGUCUUGCGGCUGUUAUACAUAGCUAAGAUACAGGUACCUAAACAUCCCUUUAAAUACCUAGCUGUUCAUUAGUGCUUCAGAUACCAGCCCAUUUUAUUUUUAUUUGUGUUUGUUUUCUCAAAAAAAGAAACUUCCUUGAACUUACUAGGCUCUUUGAUCAUAAAUUGAACUUACUGGCAGAUAUUUCUAGUAGAGUUAAAGUAAAAUAACAGUUUUCAAAGAAAAAUCAUGCAUAAUUAUGGGCAGAAAAAGUGAGCAUCCAUAGGUAAGGAAGAUACAAUAUCACAUAUUAUAUGAGGGAUAGAUAUCAUAUCACACACACACAUUAGUUUGGGAAGGAGAUUAUAGGUUGAAGAGGACUCCCAGUGCAGAAACCUAAUUGGCCAGCUAAGAUCAGCCAGUGUUAAAAAGUAUUUGUAAGGCUGUCUGGUUGAGGUCAAGCAAAAGAACAUAACAGUGACUGCUCCCAGGAAGAGGCAUAGUGGGAGGGAGAAACAGCUCAGGGGCAAAGCACUCGUCUACCAGGUAGAGGCAUAGUCACAUCCUACAAACUGCAGGGCUCAACCAGUUUGUUUUUUGCUUUCUUAUCCAAGACAGUCCCUCUCAAUGUUAUUGGACAAAAGAAGGAACAUAAAGUUGCAGAAGGCUCUGUUUAUUUGAAGAUACUGCUAAUUACAGCAAUGUGUCAUACAAAUGAGAUUGUUUGCCUCUACCACACAUGUUUCUCUCCCUUUCUCCUAUCCUCCAUAUAGGCUUGAAGUAACAUGUAUUUGAAGAAGUCUGUCAAUUAGAAUUAAUAGUAUCCAAAUAUCCUGCUUGUAACAGUGUAGUUCUGAAAUAUAAUUUACAAAAAAAAUAAUAUGAAAAGCAAGAGUUGGGGAUUAUGUCACUAUUUACAAUAGUACUGCUGUCAAUUCUUGUCUUUUUCAUCAGUAGUUUUGCUCUGUUCUUGUCUUACAAAGUUGACUAAGUAAGUGUUAGCUGUCAGGCCAACUGAAUUUCAUGAGGAAAAAAUACUGGUUGUAACAGCCAAGCAUAGGCUCAUAAAUUGCUGUUGGGUAUUACAUUUUCAGACAGUUGCCUAUGCCUUAACAAAACUUGAGUAACAUUGGUUGUUAUGAUCUUAUGUAAUAAAAAUCUGUUCCAGGGAACUAGAAAUAUGAAAGGUACACCUGCUUCCCAAUCAUAGAUUUGGACAGCUGCCUGCCAUUUGACCAAAUUUACUUGUGGAGUUAAUUUAACUAAUUUACUUUUGAGAAUCAGGGAAAUAAGAACUGGGGUAACUGUCAAGGUAUUUUUCCUUCCUUAAUUCUUGUAAUAUGAGGGAUUUAUCAUCUACCAAGAUGGACAUAAUAACUUUUCAUCUACAAAUUAGUUUAAAAGUAAAUUGAAGCUCACCUUUUUUUCAUCUCAUAUUUCUGAUUAGAUAAAUUUGCCUCUUUUUGAAAUGAGUAACCCACACACUUUGGUGGUUUCUGUCUGUAACCAAACUAGCCAUCUCAGCAGAUUCUGUAUGUAAUCUGUACACUUCUGCAGAUCCUGUCCACACCCUGGUGAACUCUGAUAGUAACCAAUCCACUUGGGCCCUCUGAUUGUUUGUUUUGUAACCAGACAGCACCUUUUUCAGUCCUGCUCUGUAACCAGCUUUCACUUCACCCAGUUUAAAAAGGAUAAAAGCUGCUUGCAAAAGCAGAAGAGGUAAUCAGGUGUGGUCGGAGCCCACCUAAUUCCACUAGCAUGAAAUAAAUGUAACUCCCCACCCUCCA